CAAAAAUAUGAGAAUUAUAAAUAUUUUUGGGAAAUUCAUUGGUCAUUGUGUUAUUUGAAUUGUAGGAUACACUGUGAGUUUUAUGAGACAAGUAGAAUUUACAAAAAAAAUUUGCUCUAAUCUAUUUGUCUUGGAUGUUGUCGUUUUUUAUCAGAUUGAGAAUUUGUUUUACAACAUGACUGCUCGGAGAAAAAUACUUCAGAACUCUGCUGAUGAUUAUCCUAAAAUUGUAGAUAUCCUUAGCAGGUUUGCCAUUCAUCACAUAAAUGCUAGCUUCUCCUGUAGAAAGCAUGGAGCUGCUAGAGCAGAUGUUCACUCAGUCGCCACGUCCUCAAGGCUUGGUGCGAUCAGAUCUGUUUAUGGGGUGUCAGUUGCUCGCAAUCUGAUGAAAAUAGAAGUUUGUGAUGAUGAUCCAUCUACUUCAGUAUUUGAAAUGGAUGGUUUCAUCUCCAAUUCUAAUUAUGCUGCGAAGAAGAUAACAAUGGUACUUUUUAUCAAUGGUAAGUCUUUUGAAUCAGGAAGUUAUUAUUGAAAAGAUACAGUCUGCCGUUGAAUCAAAAUUGAGAAACUCCAAUGAUGCAAGGACAUUUCAGGAACAGAGGAGGAACCUAAAGGAAACUGCAGAUCUUACUAGUGUUCAGGAGCUUAUUGAUGAUACUGAUUGUAAUUGUCA
Molecule: messenger RNA, 673 nt
Organism: Cornus florida
Lineage: Eukaryota; Viridiplantae; Streptophyta; Magnoliopsida; Cornales; Cornaceae
Product: DNA mismatch repair protein MLH1-like
Exons: 4
Coding region: 83-532 (149 amino acids)
Biological process (GO): mismatch repair
Cellular component (GO): MutLalpha complex
Molecular function (GO): ATP hydrolysis activity; ATP-dependent DNA damage sensor activity
Source: RefSeq, a predicted model, not a curated record